Xyrichtys novacula (pearly razorfish) is the source of this 21011-nucleotide messenger RNA. The record is from the annotation of a GenBank genome assembly. NCBI's taxonomy places the organism in Eukaryota, Metazoa, Chordata, Actinopteri, Labriformes, Labridae.
AUGACUGCCAUGAUUGGAAAAAUUAGGAUGAAAAUGGACAUUUGUGUGAGGCUGAACACAUUGCUCUUCAUAUGCUGCUGCGUUUGUGUCACUUUAACAGGUAUGAUUUUGAACACUUGUUUGCAUUUGUCUGAAUGACUUGAUUUUCUCGGUUAAAUAUAUAUUUUGAAGAAAAAGGCUGAUUUUGAUCAACCUUGAUCAAAUGAUGAAAUUUGACUAAAAUUUGCAUCUCACCUAUUUUUCCCACCUACUUGACUUUGAGGUGAUUCUUAAACUUUGAACUGUGCAGUGACAUUGAGAUAUGAGAGCAAAAAUAUAAGAAGAAAACCAAAACGGCUUGACUAACUUUGACUUUGACCUGUGACCCCCUGUCGUGCUUGGAAAAUAAACAGUUGCCCUGUGCGUGUGUAUGAUCUGUGGUGCAGUGUUUCCAUUCCUCUAGUUGCCCUUCCUCUAAAACAUGUUUAGGCUGCUAAGAAGAGAGUCUGUGCAACUUCCAAAUGCACACGGAAAUUGAGGUAAUCCUGCACUCAGCAUACCUGCAGUUCAAUCAGAUAACACAAAGGCAUUCAGAAUCCCACUGCACUCUGUCAGUUCAGUUAAAUUGGUAUUGAUUUCACUUCCUUUGCCUUUUUGGGGAUAAAAAUCAUAAUUGGAAUUGAUUUUCUAUGACUAGUUCUUAUCUGUGCUCAGCUGAAGGGCUUUGACUUUCACCUUCUGGCCUCAAAAGAAAAAGGAGUUGUCCUGUGCUGUUCGGGAACAUCUACAGGGGAUUUUGGUGGUUGCACUCUGUCACCUAUUUUGAAGUGUUACACCUGGGGCUGUUUUGUUGCCUGUUUCCCUGAAGGAAAAGUCCAACAGAAAGAGGACAAAGAGUUAUAGAGGAGACACAGUGGGAGUAAGUCUCUGUGAAAAGAAGACCUUACUCUGUGGUCUGUCAAAGAGGCUUAUGUUUUACUUGAAAAGCGAAAAAUCAAAGACCCCCCUGCUUGGAACAUAUAAUGAAUCACAUUAACAAGUCAUUGUUAGUUAAUCAGGGUCUAUUUUUGUCCCUGAUGGAGCUGGUAUCCCAGACAUCCCUUUGAUCCCAUCCCCAUGCUGUGUAUCAAUUACAUUAGCUCAGCCACCUUUGCUCAGCACCUGCCCUGUUGACUGCUUCUUUUGCAUGUCCCUUUCUGUUUCUUUUGAUGUGUUAUUUUGCCACAUAUUUUAGAUGAAGGCCAAUCCAUCAUUGGGCAAGUAUAGAAACAAAACUAUGCAGAUGGCUAUCAUGUCAGAGUACUUAAUUCAGCUAGUAACUAAAUAUUAAUAAUUCAACAUCAGUGAUUACUGUGAUAAUGCCAGAUUUGCCACCCCAAUUCUAAAAAGUUCAGACAAAAACACGUUUGAGUUUUCAAAUAUUCUCAAGCCCAUAUCUAAAUCAAAAACGGUGCAAAUACAACACAUAAAAUUUCAAAUCGAAAAGCUUAAAUUUUACAUAAUCGUUCUCAAUUUAAUGCUGUCAGACGGUUUAAAAAAAAAAUGGAACAGGGAAAACAGGAGGAACAUCUCUUUACUAACUGGGUUGAUUUGUAACAGACUGAGAACAUGACCAGGUGAAUGGCUUUCCAAAAAAGACAAGUCUCUCUCAGAGGGAAAACUCUGUGAGAGACUGUGAGCAUAUAUAAACAAAAAUCAAAACGGUCUUCCUUAAUGUAAGAUUGCAAAAAAUCUGGAUAUUUCAUCAAAUAAGGCUUAAAAUCAAUACAAGAUGGUCGGGGCUACAUGAAAAUGUAGUGGCUCUGUAGUGUGAUUCACUGCAUAGAUUCAGAACCACAAGUUUAUCACUGCAUCAACAACAUCAAAAAAACUGUAUUUGGUCUUAUAAAUCAAAACCUGACUGUCAACUUUGAAAUCAUGGAUUAGAAGAGUCCAUGUGCUUUGCUGGCCUGCCAGCAGCCUUGACACACACCAAUUGAAAACAUUUAGUCUAUCAUGAAAUUAAAAAUACAGUAAAGAACAGUUUUGCAGCUGAAACCCUAUUUUAGUUUUUGUCAAAACUCCAAAAGCUGGUCUUUGUUUUGAAAAAAAAAAAGAAAAUGCAACAUAAUGGUUAUCAGGAUGUUUUCACACUUACUUUUUUAAAAAUUUUGACAGCAUGGAGGCAUAUCUGCUCCUUUAUAAGUUUAACAUAUGUGAUGUAAUAUUUAACUUGUGGUUGAACCUAUUCUUGUUCAUUUUCACAGUAUAUGCUCUGUCAGAGAAAUCUGAUGGCGUAAAAAAAUAGCUGCAUCUUUUAGAUAUAAAUAACUUGUUCUGUUUGUUAUUUUUUUAUUUAUUUAUCUUUUAGUGGGUUUGGCCUUUUAGUUCUUCAGGAAUAACAUUUUUUUCCUCUUUGCUUCCAUAUUUUAUCCAGGGGCCUCAGAAACAGAGAGGAGACUUCAUAAGAAGCUCUUUGAAAACUACAACUUGAAAGUGAGACCAGCUCGUUACUGGCAGGAGAGGGUGAUGGUUCGAGUGGGGAUGACCCUCUCGCAGCUCGUCAGCUUGGUAAAUAUACACGUGCAUUAUGGUGGCUGCAUGCACACGAAAAUUUAAAAAUGAGAAAAGAGCUAAAACUAUUACAUAAUUUUCUUACUUUCUCACUUCAGCCAGAAAAAAAUGUACACAUUGUAUUUCAGCUUAGUAAAUAACUUCGAUAAAUUACAGAGGCAAUGUUGUUGGUGUUACAUCCAUUCAUCCAAACCUGAUUUGCUUUCAGUCAAACUGGAUUGCUGGUGAACUGCGCAGUCAUAUUUCACAUGAUAAGAUGGGAUGUCUAAUGUAUGUAAUUCUCCUCCUCCAUCCCUGUAUGUCUCUAUAGAAUGAGAAGAAUGAAGAGAUGACGACCAACGUGUUCAUGAAUCUGGUACACACACGAAACCAUUCAUCUUCAUCAUCCGCCCUCGCUCUGCUGCUCUGACUCCUGUCUCCCCUCCCUCAGCUGUUCUGUUCCUCUGCCCCUCAAAUGGACUUGUCACUUUCUAUAACCAUAAAUUAUUCCUAGCUUUAUCCCUCGUAUUCUCAUAUUCUCGUAUUCUCAUAUUCUCUCACUCGCUCGCUCACUCACUCACUCACUCACUCACUCACUCACUCACUCACUCACUCACUCACUCACUCACUCACUCAUUUUUUUCCUUGGCUUUCGCUAAUUGGAAAUCAGGACAGUUUGAGUGUUUGUGACAUUUGUGAGGUAGUGUGUGUGGAGGUUAUAAUUAGCAAAGACAGGAGGAUGUUAAAUGUAAAUGACAGAGACAUUGAGGCACCAUAGAUUUUAUGUCACCUUUACCCUACAUACUUCUUAUUCACUUUCCUUUUGUUUUCCCUCCUACCUGUGUCAGGCAUGGACAGAUUACAGGUUGUCAUGGAAACCAGAGGAUUACGAUAACAUAACUGUUUUGAGGAUUCCUCCCAAUAAAGUGUGGCGUCCUGAUAUCUACCUCAUAAACAAGUGAGUGCCACACUGAGAUGAAUCUCCACUAUUCUACUGACAAAGAAAUUUUCAGAGGGAACCUGAAGCCUCACGUUCUGAUAUUUGGUCAUUGCAGGAUGAAUUCCUAUGAGUUGUAAGGCUAGGACAAGGUUACAAUUGUGUUUUUUAGUUUUUAUUGGAUAAAACGUUUUACUUUUCAAAAUCUUUAGCCAAGACAGCUAAUUCUUUGUUUUCAUUUUUGUCUUUGAUUUGUUUCUAGAGAUAUAGUUAAUGAUGAUCAGUUUCUACAUUAAGUUGGGUCCCUGCUUGAAUGUUAACCAGGAACCCUCGAAUAUGUACUUUUAAUUUUCUUUGCCAUUUAUACUGGGUGACCACACGUCCUCUUUUAUCUGGACAUGUCUUCAAACAAAAUCUUCCAAUGUCUCGGGUUUUGUACAGAACCCCCCCCCCCCCCCCCUAUUUACCAUACACGUUCAAUGGUUUAUUUGGAAACACACCCUGAAACACCAAACCAUUGGAACAUAUAUUUAUUCAUUAUUAAACAGUGCUGCACAUCUGCUGCUCCGCUCAGUUCUAAGCAAAGCCACUGGCGAGACGCAUGCAUGGACUAUCUGCCGAAGCAGUGAGCGAAAGAAAAGGGAGAAAUAUUUGUAUGUGAUAAUUUUGUUGAGGAGAAAUGCAGUUAGAUAAAUGAAUACAUUGUUUAUAAACACAACUUUGUGUGAGUAUUUUUCUGUAUCUCCAAGAGGCCCGGUUGAGUGUCUUUUUGAUAAUUCAGAAUAUGCAUUUAACUGAGAUGGAAGCACGUAAAAAACACUCCCCGACCUGAAAAACCCUCAAAAUUUUGCUCUCACACUUCCUCUUUUUGGGGUUCAGAAUAUGGUCACCCUAAUUUACAUAGGCAAUUGAAUCUUGCCUCCAGUGAUAGGAACAAGAAGACUGAUUCUAAAGGAAUUGAGUAUCUUUCAGUAGUGCUAAAAUGUAAGGACUAGUUUAAAGGAAUACCAAAAAGAUAAAAAUAAACAAAAUGGCUUAGAGUUAUAAGUUUAAGAAUCAACCUGUUGUUUAUCAGCCUGAUAGUCCUCAAAGUCAUUUUCUAUUGAUGACAUACAAAGCAUUUGCAUUUUUCUUUGAGUAAGAUAUGUCCUAAUGUUCAUAUUUGUCAUGUUAUGCUUGUAGAGUGCUUUUAUGCCAAAAAUAUAAGCUUUAUAUUUUUAUUUCUCUCUCUGCAGUAAUGACGGUCAGUUUGAUGUUGCUCUCUACGUCAAUGUUUUGGUUUAUAGCGAUGGGACUGUCAACUGGCUUCCUCCUGCCAUCUACCGCAGCUCCUGCUCUAUAGAGGUAAGAAUCAAUCAAUCAAUCAAUCAAUCAAUCAAUCUAUCUAUCUAUCUAUCUAUCUAUCUAUCUAUCUAUCUAUCUAUCUAUCUAUCUAUCUAUCUAUCUAUCUAUCUAUCUAUCUAUCUAUCUAUCUAUCUAGGUUUAGAAGACUUUGAUCUGUCAUUAGAUUUACAUGCACUUCAAAAAUUGAUUUAUUGCAACAGUCUGACUAAAGAUCACGCUGAAAUUGAGCUUCUCAUAGUCAGACUCAUAAACCUGAAUAAUGUGGUACGAGAUCAAUUUUCUCUGUCAUGUAUUCGUCUCAGUUAAACUUUAACUGGCUCAAGCGUUCUUCACAUGCUCCAGUGUUUGUAUGCCAGGCUCUAAGCCGGUGGUUGAACAGCAUAGGUCAUUUGGUUUGAGGCAGUUUACAUUCUGGAAAGGUUACUAGACCAUCCCAGGACUGACACACAAACCUUAAUACACACAUUCACACCUGCAGGUAAAAAAAAAGAGUGUCCAUCUGUCCUGAUGGUCAUGUUUUUUACACUGUGGGAGGAAGGGGUGCAUGGGGAGAACAUACAAACUCUACACAGAAGGGCCCCAGCAGCUGGGGUAUCAAACCAGGAACCCUCUUGCUGCAAGGCCACAAUGCAAACUGCUGCACCACCACAAAGCUCUCCUCAAAACAAAUCCGUAACAUAACCCUAAGGGAAAAAAUCAAAUGUAUAUGGACAUAGAAAAGAGUUAUGCAGGAGGAGGUCCCCUCAACAGACUUGCUGCUCAAUGCUGAAUAUUUUUUCUGUCUAUCUUUAUUGUGGAGACUUUUUAAGACUACUCAGAAGAAUUGUUUUUCUAACAGUUUCGACUUUUUGUGACCUACACUCUUAAGUUUGUAAAAUAGUCAAAAUGACAUCAUUGGUAAUACCAUUUUUCCUUUCAUUGUUCUCUAUCUCUUUUGUAUAAUGAAUCAGUUUGUGUUUUCUCCUCCCACAGGUCUCGUACUUCCCAUUUGACUGGCAGAACUGCAGCAUGAUUUUUCGCUCAUAUACCUACGACGCCUCUGAGGUUGAACUGCAGUACUUUCUCGAUGAUGACAGCAAAGAGAUUCAUGAGAUAGUCAUAGAUGAGAAUGCUUUCACUGGUGAGUACCCCAGUUUGAUCAGUCAGUCUUUAUUUGCAGAUACUCGAUAUGUUUCUCUCACGGCAUCUCUACAUUUUGACAGAAAAUGGAGAAUGGGCCAUUUGCCACAAACCCUCUAGAAAGAACAUCAAAGAGGACCUGUAUGAGGACAUCACCUUCUAUCUCAUCAUACAGAGGAAGCCUCUGUUCUACAUCAUCAACAUUAUUGUUCCCUGCAUCCUCACCAGCGUGUUGGCUAUUUUUGUCUUCUACCUGCCUCCAGGAGCAGGUCAGCACAUGUGACACAUCCUGACUCUGUGACUAUACAUCACCGCCAGGAUGAGAUAUAGAGAGGCACAACUGUUUGAUACAGUGUCUAAAGUCAUGACAAAGAGCAUGUGUCUCAUACUUGACCACCACAUGUGGCAUAGACCUUUAAGGAAUUUAUUAUAGAUGAGAGGAAAGAGACCUUGGCAGGAAGUCAACUUGCUCAGUCUUUGGUCUUGAGUGAUGUUCUCCAACAAAGAAGAAAAUAUAGAUUGAACAGAACUGAUGACAGGCAAUUUGAGCGUGCUCCAUUUUUGAAGCAUUAUUUUGAUAAAAGUCAGUGCUUGAUUCAGGGACUGCACUCUCAAUGUUAAACAGACCAUUAAGCUCUUCAAAUCAUGUCUUAAAGCUGCUCCAAAUACAACUCUUCAAUAGCUUUCCAUAUUUGCAGUUUGGGGUCUCACAGGAUUAUCCAAAAGCGACUCUGUUUUCCUGAAAAUUUUAGAAACACUUGCCUCUAUCCCAUGUCAGCAUGAGCAUGUUUAUGUCUGGCUCCAGCUCCUUUAUGCCCUCAGUUUGAAAGUACAUGGUGAAGCACUGAGUAAAAAUGACUACUGCAGUAAAACAAAGAACUCACCUCUUUCUUUGCACAUGGCUUUCUUACUACUACAGUACGUGCACUUCAGGUGAAGAUGCUAAAAGUAAAAACUAUGUGGUCAUGUUAGUUUAGCAGUCCAAACCUGUGCCCACAGAGUUAACCAGCAUGAGCAGAAUAAUUUUAUCUUGUCCUGUUUAAUCAUGCUUUUUCCAGAUAUCUGUAAUAACAGUGGUAUUGUUCCAUGUUAACCUUCUAUGAUCAUGUGAUGCACAAAUACAGGCCUGUCACCUUCCUUGAGUGUUCAAGUGUAGGGCUGCGAUAAAGUGUAUUCAGACAGAUGUUGAUUAAAGCUCUAAUGGUAAAGGCCCAAUCCCAAUCCCUACCUCAGAUCUAAGUCUUUAAAUGAUGUGCAGCAUGCAGUGUGUGAGCCUGAAAGGUCGGGUGUACCUGCAGCCCACCUUCUUUAAUUCAGAAUUGCACCAUUACCAUUAGCUACAAGCUGGCUUGUUAUCAAUAGUUCAUACAAAUUAAGGAACAUCAAAAUGAUUUAUUUUUCUUACAAAUUCUCCUGACAGUUCCAUACAUACAUUUUCAGUGAGACUUUUUCUCUUUGAUCGAGACUUAAUAUGAUCUCUGUUGUCUGCAGGAGAGAAGAUGACACUCUCUAUUUCUGUCCUCAUCGCUCUGACUGUCUUCAUGCUCCUGCUGGCUGACAAGGUCCCCGAAACCUCUCUCGGCAUCCCAAUUAUUGUCAACUACGUCAUGUUCACCAUGAUCCUGGUCACAUUCUCUGUCAUCUUGAGUGUAGUCGUCCUGAACCUACAUCACCGGACACCCAGCACACACAUCAUGCCAAACUGGGUUCGAAAGGUGAGACCAGGUGUAAUGUAGUCACUCUACAACUAAUGAGGCUACUUCAGUCCCCAUGUGUCACAGAUUUUUUGUACUUAAUUAUUGCAGGUUUUCAUUCACUUCCUGCCCAAGUACAUCGGCAUGGCACGGCCAAACCCUGAGGAACCUAUAUUUAAGGAGGAGUCUAGUGUGGACAUGCCCAUCCCGAGCUACAACAGCAGAGUGCCUGGAGGAGAGUACUUCUUCCGCAAAAUCAACCCUGAUCUUGUCUUACCCUGGAGGGGCAGGUGAGUCAGACCAGGGCUCAACAGUGCAACCGUUUCACUAGCAUUUGUGACAAAAAACAGAUGUGUGUGUGAAUUGUAAAAUGUAUUUAGGGGCACAUGUGCUCAAAAAAAAAACAAAAAAAAAAAAAAACUGUAAAGGCAGCAAAUGUUUUUUCAUAUACAUAUUGCAGCGAAGUUAGUUUUAGGUUGGAUAUUUGACGGACAUUCAUUGCAGAUCUGAAGGUGUCCUCUCACUCUAUAACUGGGAAUAGCAAGAGCAUGUUGGGUGUUGAAUAAGGGACCAUCAAUAAACUGCCGGUUGAUAUUCUCAAGGAAGGCUGUUUUCCUUCCAUAGCUUCUAUGUCAUGUGACCAAUUGACCUAAAAUUAAUUUCAAAUAAUUAUACUUAUGUCAACCAAUGAGAGACACAUUAUUUGAUCAAUUUUCAUUGUGCCCCUAAAGUUCUUUGUGUGCUUCUUACUUUUUCAACUUAGUAGCACAUGUGCUCCUUGGGAAAAAAGUUACUGUCAAGCAUGGGCAAUUUUAGCAUCUGGUCUUUAGGGGUGCUCAGCCCGCACCCCAGUGUUAACAGAGGCACAUUAUUUUUCACUAAACGAGGCCGACGAGUACAUUUGUAAAUGUUGGAGCUGUAUUAGUUUUACUUUGAGUGUGAAUUCCAUCCAAUUUGCAUAUUACAUGAGCCAUGCCCAUAGAAAACCAGUUACAUUUUCUUACAUACACACAAUAGAACAAAUAAUAGAAAAUAAAUUAAACGGUCAAUAAAAUACUUCACCUUAAUGCGCCCUAAUGCAUCCUUGAGCAAAAACCUAAUAACAUCUAGAAUGUCUUUUAUUUAAAAAAAAAAAAAAUCUACAUUAUUUUGAACAAUGCAGGUCUCUUUCUGUGUGGAUUAAUGAAUGGGCCUAAAGUGAACAGGCACAAGGGGUCACAGGUCUUAAGUGGCCAGGACAAACUGAAAGAUUUAGACACAUGAGGGCAGUAGUGAGCACAGGUAAAUAGCUUACUCAUACAAAACCCCAAAUCAAAUAAUUCCCCUUGUAGGUACAGCAUAGAACUUCCUCAUUAAUAAUGACCGAAACACAUUUUAUACCACAAUACUAUCUUUAAUGGUAUGCCAUGUUUUGACCAUUUUGGAGGGGGGAAAAAUUGAGGCCUCCCCUUAAUCUAAAUGUCAAGUUUUUUCUUGAAGGGAGGAAAUAAAGAUUUGUCACAUCCCAUUCACCUCACACCAAAACAUAACAACUAAGUUAUUAUUAUUUCCUCUCACCUGAAGUUGACUUUAGGGCCUUGUUUUAAAUAAAAGAAUGUGUGUCCAUCUGUGGAAAGACAGAUAAUGGGUCUGAUUUUCCCAAUGUUCCAGUUAACUAUGCAUGGGGGUCUGUAAUGAACCAUUGACAAUGGCAAAAAAGUAACAGGUUAAUUUACUUUAGAUUCUGCUUUGAACUGUAAUUGAACUGUUAGGCUACUAAAUUUAAAAAAGUAACUCAUUACUAAUUACUUCACCCAUGCAAAUCCCCUAUGCAGAAAACGAGAUGAACCACAAAAAGUCUUUCAGAAAUUGAAUUUCGCUCCGACGUCUGGUACAGGACAGCACCGCCCUGGUUGUCAUAGUGAUGUCAUUAUCAGUGUGUCACCGCCUUGUCACAGUUGACCGCUGGUAAAACAACAGCGGAGGAAAAACAAGAACAAGUAGGACAACAACACAAGUGGAAACAGGGCUUGUGUUGUAGUACCUUCGUAUGUUCCAUACCUUCUCAUCUCGGAAUGCGUGGACUCGUGGACUCGUGCAUGUGGAAAGUAAAGACUAAACUGUGUACCUGUGUGAUCCAACAGAGCAGCGACUGAGGUUUAAAUUGCUUAAAACCUGGUACAGAGCUGAAUCUGAUGAAAGGUGUCAGUGCACACAGUCCAUUACUAUCUAUUCCUGAUGUGGCUGCAGACCAGGGUCCGACCGCUAUCUUAUGAGUGUUUUCUGCCUGUUUCAAAGUUACAGUACAGUUCUACUCUAGUACACCUGGCUAAUAGAGUCAAUGAUGCUUGAGAUUAACUUAACACAACGUAACCUGGUGUAACCUGACGUAACCUGACGUAACAAAACAUAAUAUAUCAUAUUGACCUGGCAAGAGAAGUACUGUCAUACGUCAGGCAGGCGGUCAUAAUGCUUAGCUGAUCACUGCAGGUGUGAACUUGCGCUGAUGAUAAGAUGUCCCCCAAUGAUCAGAUAGCCUACUUUUUGGAGGAAGAAAAAAUAUAAUUCUAUUCUAGGGCCCGUCUUGGGAAAAGCCUGAUCCCUGCAGCCAUCGCCGCCCUUAACAGCAGGCCCCGCUGACCUAUCCGACCAGCCUGUCACCUUUUGCUGUUGUCACUGUCCCACACUAUUUAUGUCUGUCCUUACUGUUUGUUGAUGUUUGUAAUGUGCAAUGUCAUUGUCUUUCCCAUAAUGUACAGUCAGUGAAGAUGAAUUUCCCCAAGGGGACCAAAUCAAUCAAAUCUCAAAUCUCAAUCUCAAUCUAUUCAUCUAAAUAAUAAAGACAACAUUUUACUCAAAGGUAUGACUUGAUCAAACUCUGUUACGUUAGGGUGAAGACCAAGCUUUUAGUUUGAGCAAUAAGAAAACCAGAAAAUAACUGUCUCUCUCUGCAUUCUCAACCAUCAUGUUAAAUACCAUAGACCUGCAGCAUGAGAGGCCUGCUUUUCUCUUGGCUAAGAUGUACUGUACCUGACACUCCUCUUCCUUUUACUAGCAGAAAGGUGUUUCUAUUAAUGUUAAUAAAAGCCAGCCCAGCCAUGAAUCUUCUUUGUAGACUGUGCCAAGGUGUGAAUGUCGGAGCCGAUGCCAGACUGGCUUUUAUAGUAAAGUACACAGCGUGCUUGGCAGAAUUACAGCCUUUGCCACAGCAGCUUAGAGAAUCUGGCAAGACACUAGCAGUACAUGCACUUCCUUUAGCUUCACACAUUAAAUGUUAAACCUAAUACAGCCUUAGGAGAGGAAAAAUGACUAAAGAGUCAUGAUAAAUCAGACUAUUGUUGACAUUCUGGGCUAAAUGAAGGUAGCAGAACUGAAUUUAUGACUCAUACUUUAGUACCUGAGUUUUUCCCAUUGCUCAGAGUGAGGAUGUUUAUGGCAGUUUUCCAAUGAACCAAGUAUAUAAAUGUCCUAAUGUUUGUUCUUUGCAUGUUAGGAUUUUGGAUUAAGCAAUAACAAUGUUGGACCACCACUUUGGUCAAACCUGCAAUAAAUCAACAUCAGUGCCAUGAUAUUUCACAUAAACAUUCAUGUUUCCAAGAAGAUGAAAAUAAAAGACUACAGGUAGCUCUAAUCUUUUAGUGACAAUAACUAAUGUUAGCAUGGCAAUGCUCAGUCUUUAAGAAAAGGCUGACAGCUCCUACCUUUGCAAGGGCCAGUGUCCACUAAUGGCUUUUUUUGUGCCCUGGCAGUGUCUUUUAUCUAUGCAGUUAAGCAUUUUCAGAACUCAGAGUAGUAAGUGUAAAACUAACAUAGUUACAUUCACAGCACUCUCAGAUGACAACGGUUUAAUUUCUAGAAAAUCUCCUCACUCAUCAGUUUUGCUCUUCUGUCACCAACCAAUCUUGAUCAUGCAGGGCAGGGCUUAUGAUAUCAACUCUGUGAACAACAGAAGUCUAUGUAGUGAAGAAGCUUGCCACUAUUGUUUUUUAGGUGUGUUUGUCAGGUCCAGAGCUACUGCUAAUGCCGCCACAUGAUUUCUAUGAAUUGUUUUGGUUUUCUCUUAAAUUUCCAUUAAAUUAAUGCAAUUUGAAACACACUUAUAGUCACAACUAAGAGAAACAGAGGUGCCAUAGACAACUGUAGUAAUCAAGCAAAAGUCAGCCGUUUAAGUGAGAAGUUUUUUGGAAGUCUUGGGAACUACCAGUGCAAAAAAUGUUGUCAGUGGACACAGUCCCUUAAAAAGUCAACAUGGCAUUCUUAAUUUGACAAUAACUCAAUCUGUGCCUUAAUUCAGCUGAUGUAACAUAAGAUUUUACUUGGACACUAUGAGUGUGCAUCUCUGGCAAGUUAAAUAAGCCUGCCAUACAAAAAUUGAUGAUUGAGACAUUUGACUAAAAAAAUAAAAAUCAUGAAGCCAAUGAUAAAACUAGAGGAAAAUUAGAAGUUGGUUUGAUUUGGUUUAUAAGAACCAUGAGUCUCCUUGACAAAAUUUGGUAGCGGCCCCGGCUUACUGAGAUAAUCACAUGAUGGUCAAACCAGCCAGUUACAGUUGCCUGUAUUAGUCUGUAGCCACACCAGCUGGAGUCUCAGUGUAAGCUUAAUGACUAACACUACGGGCUCUAUUUUCGUGUGCGCCGGUGAGGCGGCGGAGGGGGGCGAGCCCUGCGCAGUUGUAUUUUCGUCUGGCGGAGCCCGGCGUAAGGCCAGUUUGGUAUUUUCAUGGACUGAGCCGCACGGAGGCAAGCCGAGAUCCGCCAAGCUGGGCGUGGUGGCGUGGCAGGGGGAGGUGUCGACAGAAUCAGCAGGCGCAGUGACAUUUUCGUGCUCGCCACCGGCGUGUAAAGUGCGCUGAAAGUUCGCCGAUUCAAACCUGGUCAGCUUUCAGCGCAAGGCGGAACGCAGCUGGUCUAGUUGUAUUUUGGUAGACCGGCGGCGUAUCGGCAUACGUCACCGUUGCCUCACCAGCAGGUUUCCACAGUGUCAGGCAGAUUUCAGUGCAAUAAAUAAUCAUCAACAACUAUUAAUCUGAGUCAGCACAUACAUUUAGAUCUAUAUCGAUAUAUUCUGAUCUAUAUCUGAUCUGAUGAGCGCGUUUGGACACACAACCUGACCGAAUCAACACAGCUGAAACCGCAUUUAAUUAAAUUAAAUAUCUAGUAAAAAAACAAACAUGAUGAAGUUAACUAGAUAUGUAAUUUUUGUCCCUCCUUUUCUUUCUUCCUCUUCCUCUUAUUUCUCGCACAGCUCGACCUGGACACGUCUCCGUGUCCUCUGUCUGUCUUGCUGCUGCUGCGGCUGAACAGAUGAUUUGUUUCAGUGCUCAGAUGCGUUAUCUACUUUAAGCCGACAUACGGAUAUUAUAAUAUUCAGUUUUGUGAGCCAAAUUUAUUUUAUAUGCCAACAUCUAUGAAAGAAAGAGCCAGGCCACGGAGCGUGAUGCGUCAUUUACGCACAGAUGGUUCCGAUUUUAAUGCCAUUUUUGGAGUUUAUGUUGUGAUCUGUGCACACAACCCACCUUUGUCACGUGAGGUUUGAAUAUAUGCAACUUUAUGUGAGUGUCUUUAUUUGUGGAAAAGGGUGUUUGUCUUACCACUGGGUCCAACAUUACACACACCAAAUCCAUCUGUGCUCAUAUGAGAGAGUGUGGAGGACACUUGUUGAGGAGCUGCCCUCUGUCGCCAUCUUGUGGCAUUACUGUCUUAAGACAUCUCUUGAUCUCUUUGACUACUUCAUGAAAAUAGUAAUACUCCUCGCCUGUGGCGGAUUUAAAGGCAAGGAGAGGAGCUUAUGUGAUUGGUGAAAACAGGUCUCGGCUGUGUUAAAUCCACUCCACGACCUCUCUCCUCCCCGUCUACGACUUAUGCUGCUGGGAGGAGCUGAGUUAGGGAGGGGGGAUACUUACGCCGGGCUGCGCGGCUCACCAAAAUACCAAAAUGUGCUUGGGAACGCAUUGUCAGCGCGGCGGAUCUGACUGACGCUGACUGAUCUGACUUGCGGCACGUCUCUGGCGAGGCACGAAAAUAGAGCCCUAAGAGACAAGGGGCUCUAUUUUUGUGCCUCGCCAGAGACGUGCCGCAAGCGCAGCGUCAGUCAGAUCCGCCGAACGCGUGCCAAACGCGCUCAUCAGAUCAGAUAUAGAUAAGAAUAUAUCGAUAUAGAUCUAAAUAUAUGUGCUGACUCAGAUUAAUAGUUGAUGAUGAUUAUUUAAUGCACUGAAAUGUGCCUGACACUGUGGAAACCUGCCGGUGAGGCAUCAGUGACGUAUGUCGAUACGCCGCCGGUCUACCAUAAUACUACUAGACCAGCUGCAUUCCGCCUUGCGCUGAAAGCUGACUAGGUUUGAAUCGGUGAGCUUUCAGCGCACUUUACACGCCGUUGGCGGGCACGAAAAUGUCACUGCGCCUGCUGAUUCUGUCGACACCUCCCCCUGCCACGCCACCACGCCCAGCUUGGCGGAUCUCGGCUCGCCUCCGUGCGGCUCAUGCCACGAAAAUACCAAAUUGGCCUUACGCUGGGCCCCGCCAGACGAAAAUACAACUGCGCGGGCCAAGCUGUAAAGGUUAGAUUUGAACUUGCUACAAUGAAGAAAUUAUAACUGUUGAUGGUAUUUUGUAAGUCCUCUUGGUCAAAACUAGAAGUACCCCACUAAUUCAUCAUACAGUUUGUUUUUUAAUCAAUAAAUCACAGAGUUCUAAUAAGCUGAAUAAACAGUGAAUCUGUACUGUGAAUCAAUCAAUAAGAGAGAUUAUCAACAUUUUUACUUCAAUCUAAAAACUGCCUUCAAACUGCUCUGUCCCUCCAAUCAUGCCAGUUAAUCUGCCAGCAGGCUUCAGCCUUACCACCCAUCUCUGGCAUCAUAAACAGCUCCACAGUUUCUGAACCAGGCUUGGUGCUGGGCAGCUCUCGUCCCGUUCCAAAGGCAUCAGGUUCAGUCCCAGCUAAAGCCCACAGCCCCAUCCACAGUCGCCAGACACUAAUCCUCUGUUUAGGUUGGGCAUUAGAGGGUAAUCCUACAGAGAGGAGCUGGAGGGAGGGUGUACAAUAGAUAGUGGGCAGAUGAGUGGAAGGGAAGACCAGUGCUGAAUGAUGGAGGCAGGGGAGGAUUUAGUGGGGUUUGAUGUGGAAGAGAUGGUGGUCAUGCUAUCAGGCACCAUCAUGCAGUCAGUGACAUCCAACUCUCUCAUCCUGUGAUUCUGUCACAGGGUUAGUUAGAGGACAGGUGCGGUACUUUGCAGCAUAUUUCAGAGAAUCUCCUGCAUGUUUGGUGAUCUGCUUGUGUUUAAAGCUGCACGGAUUAAUUGAUCAGGGAAUUAAAACAACAAUAGAGACUAAAUUAGAAAUUGUCUGGUGUUCAAUUUUUAGGGCCAACACUGAUACUGAUGAUUUUUGUUUCAUUUGACCAAUCAUCAUAUUUGGAAAUGAUAUAAAUUGACACUUAUAUUUGAGGAACAAUUAAAAUUUCGCUGUUUGGUGUCUAGCCAAUCAGAUCGUGUUGUGGGUGGGACAGACUCAACUCAACUCAACUUUAUUUGUAAAGCACUUUAAAACAACCACAGCUGAACAAAGUGCUGUACAUAAAUAGACAAAACAACACAGACAUAAAAAGCAAUCAAAAAACAAUUCAAACAAUGGAUAAAAUAAAAGCAGAAUUAAAAAGUAAAAUAUUGUUUCAAUGUUUUUAAAAACUAAUUUAAAAACAUAGAAACAAAUAACUAAAAACAAACCAUAAAACACUAAAACAGGAGCCGAGUCUCAUGCAGGGUUAAAAGCCAAUGAAUAAAAAUAGGUAUUAAGACGAGUUUUAAAAAUGGACAGUGUGGGGGCUUGUCUGAUUUGAAGGGGUGCAAAAAAUCAGACCCAGAAUUUAAAUAAUCUUCUAAUUUUACAUAUUUGCUACUAACAGUUUGAAAGACUGAAUAUGUUAAAUGAUUAUUUUGUCCAAUUGAUUGGAUUAAUUGUCGGUUUAAAUAAUCAAUUCGUAUUAUUAAAAUGCAUCUAAAUGAUAACAUAGGAACUUGGCCCCAGAUUUGGCACCCUAUCAUCUGCAUUUAAGUGUUGGUUUUACAAAGUGUGUUUGUGUCAUAUUAAAACUCAGGCUAUGAGCACACACACUGAGAACACAGUUGAUUGUGAAUCAGUUACUGAAAAUAGGUGUGCACAUGUGCAGUAGGUUUAAUAGGUACACAUGUGUUGUGGAGUAAGGGUGCGUUUGUACCACAGAGAAAAAGCUUCAUGAAUCCGCAGUAAUGAAUCCAAGGCCUGGAAUGUGAACGGCACGCAGUAUGUACUGCACCAGCAUAGCUCUGCACUGAGCUGUGACCACACUGAGACGCACACACACACACACACACACACACACACACACACACACACACACACACACACACACACACACACAAAACACCUUCACUACAGGAACUGCCAGUCGUACCCUUUUAUUGUCUAGCAGGCCAUGUGUUGUCACGCUUUUUGUCACGCUGUCUCCCUGUGAAUCUGACGACUCGUCUUGCUCCUUCAGUGACGCCGGACACUCACCGCUGAGGGUUCUGCACGUUAUUAAAAACAUCAUACACAAUGUACUCCAUAUACACACCACUGACAUAUAGAUAUGAGCUGAGGUGACAGUCUGACAGGUGCUGUGUGGCGCCUUCAGAAGCCUGGGCACAUUGAUGUACGGCCAACUAUUCUCAAUGACGAAUAUGACACAUUGUACGGUACUUCAAUGGCAACAAUUGAUCCUGUCACCAUUAAAAACAGUGAAUAGUAACAGUUAUCAAACUAUUUGUGCAGUCUUUUUUUUUUUGUGCAGUUUUUUUUUUUUUAGUGCCGGACACAGAUUUAUUUUAAUGUUCAAGGGUUGAAAAUGUUCUCUAAUUUUGAAUUUGACACCUAAAACACAUUCAGGGUCAUGUUUACCACUGUGUAACAUCCCCUGUCCUUUUAACAGCAUUUAAUAAGAGUUUGGGAGCUGAGGACACUAACUGUUGAAGCUUUGGAGGUGGAUUUCUUUCCCAUUCUUGCUUUAUGUACGACUUCAGUUACUCAGUGGAUUUGGAGUCUCUGUUGUGGUAUUCUGUGCUUCAUAAUGGGCCAAUCGGAGACUGGACUGCAGACGGGCCAGUCUAGUACCCAGACUCUUUUACUCUGAAGUCAUGCUGUUCUAAAAGAUGUGUCUUGGCAUUGUCUUAAAUAAUGAAAUAUAAAAUAAUGAAAUGAAAUAAACAGAGAUGUCCCUGAAAAAGAUGAAGCUCUUAUGGCAGCAGAUGUUCCUCCUAAACCUGUAUGUAUCUUUCAGCAUAAAUGGAGCCUUUACAAAUGUGACAGUUAGCCAUGGGCACUAAGACAACACCAGACCAUCACAGAUGCUGGCUUUGACCUUUAUUUUAUGUUUUUCUUUUGUUUACAUAAUUUAAUUUGACUUAUCUUCGUUUAUUUUAUUUCCAUUUAUUCUAUUUUAUUAUAUUUAGCUUUUAAAAAAAUAUUUUGUUAAGUUGAUUUAUUUUUUAACAUUAUUUAUUUAGUUAUUUAUUUGUAUUAAUUAUAUUUUCUUUUGUUUUGUCUUAUUUUAUUUACUUAUUUAUUUCGAUUUAUUAUAUUUAAUUGUGUUUUGUCUUAUUUUAUUUUAUCUACUUUUUUUGUACUUGGCUGAUCAUUUCCAGUAAGUUAUCAUGGUUGUCUUUAGACUAAAGAUUUAAUUCUACUUAAAGUCAUCUGAAAUAUUGGCUGUUAAGAAUGUGAAGAUCAGAUCCUGGCUCUAUUAGCCUGCUGUAAAUCAUCCUGCCUGACACGUACCUGCUUGCUGCAGUUUUAAGUUGUUUAAGUUACUGUUAAAGAAAUAGUCAUACUUGUUGCUUAUGGUCUUCUUUAGUCUUUUUUCAUUGUUUCCUCUUUCACCCUGUGUGUCUGGCUGAUUAAUCAAAAUAACGGUCCUGAUACACAGUAACAGUGGAGCUCAGUGGUGCUAUCACAAAACCUCAGACAGUUCUUGAUAAUGUAUUCAUGAGCUGCUGCAGAGUUAUACACAAAGGCACGAAGGCACUCCAGGAACGCUGUUAAUAAGACUCGUAUGUUUUGCUUCAUGGAACAGCUGUGUGAGAGAAAGAAUGACAGGGUCAAGGGUCACAGCGUCACAUAAAUGUUGACCCAGCGUUGUGUCAAUGUCACCCCUGUCAGUGUCAGGAGUGUGUUGCUGUUGUCACUCAGUUUUCAGAGGGACUGCAGGAAGGGCCCGAUGUAUAGUUAUGCUUGUCAGUGGUUAGAGGAGACACACAAGGACGAAGUGUUUGUUACAAAGUGACAACACUGUCAUCUUCUUUUAUGAUGAAUGUCCUACAGCGGACAGCUAAUGUCACUGCUGGUUUGUUUCAGCAGGGGUGAAUCAUGCUGUGCUGGUGACUACUUAUUCAACAUAAAUCUGAGCUCAGGGACAAUUUAUGAAGGAUGAUGUUGUAUCACAAUAUCUCUUACCCUUUUUCCACAGGUUGAGGUUUGACCAGCACUUUUCACUAAAGAAAUUUACCUUUCAAAAUAUUCAUUGCAUACAUUUUGAUCUAACACUCUUACCAUUUAUCAGUCAAAACUAACAAGACAGAUGGAAAGUAUCCGCCAUACCUAAUCCCAAAACUCAUCUGUGGUCACCUGACCAUGAUAUAUACCUCUCAAGAAAUCUCUUAAGGUCAUUUUUCUGCAUGCCUUUGCAGCUAAAAUCUGGUUUUAGGCCUAGAAUUGGAAUGCAUCCUAGUUUUCUCUGCAGGUUAAAACUGAACCACACAAAGAGGAAGUCAUAUCUAAACAUAAUCUAGAAAUACAUGCAACCUCUCUGGGCCUGGCUCAUAAAUGCUGAACAAUACAUCCAGGUUUUGGAGCAGCAUAUGUGUUCAUCUAGAGAAUACCUUUUUCAGGAACCCCUUACAUAACACAGCAGGAGAAUGCCAAAUCAGCAUGUAUUCCAACAGCAUGAUUCUGGAUGUUGAACCGGCCUGUCUGUAGUCCUGGCUUGUCUGCUUUUGAAAACAUCUGAUGCAUCAUGAAACUAGAAACAUGUUAAACUGAAUGGACCUCAUUUCACUGUCAAAAGUCGAGAAGCUGGACUUCUUUGUUCCAAGCUCUUAAUUGAUUAUUACUAAAAGAAUAGGUGAUGUAACCCCUUUUUAAAAGUGUCACAGUUGUUCACAGUCGUUCUCAAAGCCAGCUUUGAUGUCAGAUUGCCCAUAUUUUAAUGCAUAAACUACCUCUUCACAUGCUGUGAAUAACUCAAUCAAGAGACUUGAUGAUAUUUUGUCUUUCAAGGGCAAAGUUUUUCCUUUGUUUUACUUUUGCUUUGACCAAAAAUCCACCAGGUGCCGUGAUCUAACAUACUAAGUCAUCACAGUGGUUGAUAUUAACAUCCCAUUCACAUUUGCUGCUGUGAGUGUACAGUAUAUCAUAUUUGAUUUUCUGCAUUGAUUCAGUGAUUUUUUUUUGAAGGCUGGUAAAGAUAAAUGAAGCCUCAUCCUUAUUUGAACAUGAAGCAGGUGCUGUCAAGAACCACUCACUUCUUGGUUCGGUUGCACUUGUUGGAUUAAGCACACAGACCCAAACAGCUGAUCAGUGCGCUGCUGGCAGAAAACACAGACAGUAUGUCCUGUGCUGGAGAAAGGUGCAAAAUGGUUGGGCUUUCUAACAGCAAACACUUACACUGAGUGCUCUAGUUGAAGUUUGUUCAAAUUGAGAGGAGUCUGGCUGUAGACCUCCACUGGCAGGACUGGAGGUGAGGUUUUUUUGAUGCACUCCAGUUUAAUAUUGCCAUGAAGAUAGUUGAGAGAGAGAAGGUGAGUUAAAGUCAAGUGACAACUUUUCGUCAUUUUCAAAGCAACAGAAACAGUCUUGAUUCACAAGUUGUGCUUUCCACUAUAUAUUGCCUUGUAAUAUUAUAUUAUAUCAAUUGGAUAGAAAUGACUUUUGGACCUUUGGGUAUUUUUUAGUGCUGUUGUCGUAGUUAGGGUAACGAGAGCUAGCGCUUUAUUUUGAAAGGCUUUAAAUCAACUUCCACUCCUCUCAGUGGUGGUGGGUCUUCUCAGUGGAGGUCUGCAGCCAGACUGUCUUGUUAAAAUGAGCUUAAAUCACACAGUAGAGCUUGCCCUGUGCAGCUUUAGAUAGCCAAACAUCCAUUUGUGUUCUCUGACUAGAGAGCCUUGUGCCUGACAUAGAUCCUACUGAUAUGUAAUUUCAAAAUAGCUGAACUAUCCCUUGAAACUUAGAUAGUUUCUUGGAGUUACUUGGACUCCAUUUAAAGUAUGGGACUGAACACUUCACCCUUUUUUACUUAUCCUUGACAGACAGAUUUUUACAAUACCUGCUUUUUAUUUCUUUGCUGUAUUGCACCCACACUCAAGGAUGCAGUUAACAAAGUACAAGAUAGCUUACCAUACUGUUACAUGUUUCAACUGCAGAUGAAGUUAAACUUAAGUUUGUUUCAAAACCAUGAACAUACUGAUAUUUCCUGUGUUGAAAUCCCCACUAUCUUUCCAUUUUAAAGAUGUGAGAGCACAGUGCAGCUCCAGCGGCUCCCAGACACUGACAGCUUCUGUUUGAUCCUCCCUCCCAACCUGAAGUCUGCCAUCGCCGCUGUGACAUACAUGGCUGAGCAGUUGAAGAAGCAAGACACGGAUGACACGGUGAGAAAUGUGCACGAUUCGACACGACACACUCUGUCAGGCAGCUUGUGUUCAGUUUGUCUGCAGCUCUUGAGCACAGCCUGUUCCCAACAUGCCCCACCAUGUUCAUGUGUCAUUGCUUACAUACAGUACACCGCUGACUCAGGGCUCACACCGAGAGCCUCUGAAUGAAUGUGUGUAUUUGUUUUGAUGUGUGUUUUCCCUCCAGAUGACAGGGGACUGGCAGUUCAUCGCCCUUGUGGUGGACCGCCUUUUCCUCUGGUUGUUCGUCAUCAUCACCACCCUGGGCACCCUGGCCAUGUUCUUAGAUGCAAGCUUAAACCACACGCCAGAAGACCCCUUUCCAUAGAAAAUGAAACAUGCACGCACACAUAUGCACACAGUUGCACACAGUUGCAGCUUGAAACCUGAUUUUUUGUUGUCACUUUGUUUUUGAUUAUUUCUAACAUCACCUAAUUGGACUUUUCUUAAACACAUGAAUGAGUUUUCUUUUUCCUGUCGCCAGAUUUGAACAGGAACAAAGCCUGUGUGAUUGCAGGAUCAAUGUGUUGAUCUGUAGAGGUUCAUGUGAUAACACUUUUUUUUUUGUCUAAAUUGUGUAUUGAAAACAAUAUGUCCUUUGUUACCUGAGUUAUGAAUCUUAAACUCAAGUUUCAGGAAAGCAGCAAUAAGUGCUCUCUUUCUUCAUGAAAGUGUUGCACUUUUGGGACAUGCAAAAAAAGAAAAACUUAUUCGUGUUUGAUUUUCUCAUCCACUGCAGAAAUGUACACU